GCCCUACUGCUGCAACAAGUACUUAUUGCUCCUUCAAUCUCUUUCUUCAGCUUCUUCCCUUCUAUAUUCUUCAUCUUCUAACCUUCACAACUCUCACUUUCACGCAUCACUCCACAAACAAAAGCUCCCUUUCCUCCACAAACUCUCAAAAACCUUUUACCCUUUUCUUUCAAAAGAUUAACCACCAAGAUGCCUAAGGGAAACGCUCCUCAGACCAAGGUCCACUACAAGGGCCAGAACGAGGACUUUAUCGUCUUCGUUGACGACCGCGAGGCGGUCCUCAACUGGAGAAAGGACAAGUCUAUCCCUCUCGCCCAGGUCGUUAGCGGCUGGAAGUUCUUCAAGACGCACAAGCACGGUACCCAGGGUGUUCUUGACGGUGCCUCCAAGGGCGACCUGCAAAACGAGUUCGGCUCCGAUGACGAUGACACCGUCAUGAAGGCGAUCCUUGAGAAGGGUGACAUCUUGCAUUCAGAGGCUGCUGAACGCCAGGGUCCUAAGAACGACAGCAAGGGUCCCAUGAUUUCUCACUAGACUACGACGAUCACGACUCUUUGACGACUCGUUUCGGAAUUUUUCUUUGCUCUUAAUAUCCUCAAAAAAAUAUCAAUGGUUCGAUGCGGUCGGCGUUUUGAGCGGCACCUCUCAAAGAGAUUUGAGUUGCAUAUAUAGUCUUUGAUCAUAUGUAGCCGCCAAUCCCGCCAGGAUGCGUUCAUCCAACCGCCUGCCAUUCCUGCCAUCAUAGCUAUCGGCAUCUCCAUUUUUUUUAUUACGAGAUAUCACGGAUGGGGUCUGAAUCAGCAUUAGGUGUUAGAGAAGCGGGAUACACGCUGGCUUAGUUGGCUGCAUUAUCCUCGU
Messenger RNA from Xylona heveae TC161, 858 nucleotides. Its product is annotated as shwachman-Bodian-diamond syndrome protein. NCBI's taxonomy places the organism in Eukaryota, Fungi, Ascomycota, Xylonomycetes, Xylonales, Xylonaceae. The record is from RefSeq and is a predicted model, not a curated record. The coding region runs from base 190 to 534 and encodes 114 amino acids. The transcript has 3 exons.